CGAACUCAUCAGUGUUUCUUAUUCCUAAAACGACACAGGUCACACAUUGAACAUUACAGAGAAAAAAAUAACAAUUUCAUUUUUAUCCAGCAUCAAGCAAGAAGCAGAGAGAAGAGGGGAGCAGGGAGAGAAUGGCACUGUCAACAGUAACAUAUUCACCAACACAAAAAGGAAUAGUAAUUUCAAUUCCAACGUUGGUCCUUUCUGUUUCUGUAGGAGCAAUAAUGCUAUUCUUUCUCUUAUCUUCGCUCUCUACAUGUUCAUGCCCUUCUUCUUUGCAAAGCUUUAAUGAUAAUAACAAUGGUCGGGGUGGGCUUGGCGAGGUUGAUAAAAAAGAGAGAAUAUCUGCAACACAAGAGGAUAUUGAAUGGAUUAUGGAUCAGAUCCAAGCUAAUGGCUUACAUAUGCAAGAUAAUGUUCUUCGUAAAGGGAUUAAUCCCCGUACUAGAGCUCAACAAUUACAAGAUCUCAUUCAGUUCAAGGGCAUAUCACAUUAUGAAGGGCUAGUGUCAGAUAACCACACUGCUCUCCCAUGUCCUGGCGAGCUACUUGUGGAAGAGCACCAUAGCAACUAUGGGGAGCCCUGGGCUGGUGGACGCGAUGUGUUUGAGUUCCUUGCAGAGUCCAGCCACCUGUCACCCAAUUCACGUGUGCUAGAGAUUGGGUGUGGAACACUCCGUGUUGGCUUGCAUUUCAUUCGUUAUCUCGUCCCUGAGCACUUCCAUUGUCUUGAAAGAGACGAGCUCUCUCUGAUGGCUGCAUUCAGAUACGAGCUUCCCUCUCAGGGUCUUUUACACAAGCGUCCUCUGAUUGUGAAAGGUGAAGACAUGGAUUUCUCCAAGUUUGGUUCUGGAGUUGUGUAUGAUUUGAUAUAUGCUAGUGCUGUGUUUCUUCAUAUGCCUGAUAAGCUUGUCUGGGCUGGACUGGAGAGAUUAGUGGGCAUGCUGAAACCUUAUGAUGGCCUCAUCUUCGUGUCACAUAAUAUAAAGUUCUGUUCAAGACUUGGAGGUGAGGAAUGUACUAAGAGGUUGACCAGUCUGGGACUCGAGUAUAGUGGAAAGCACACACAUGAUAGCUUGCUGUUUAAUCACUAUGAAAUUUGGUUUGAAUUUAGGCGGUCUAAAGCUUAGAGCCCGCAGGACACUCUUUCUGGUUUAUUUGGAUACAAGAUGAAGCCUCCGUGAUUGUUGUAUACUAGUUUUGUUGCUCCUGAUCACUUCCUCUUCAACAUCCAGUUUAUAACAGUAAGAAGAAAGAAGGAUUGAUGACCUUGCAGGUUUUUGUUUGGAUUGAACUUCUCUCUGAGGAUGGAAUGGGAGACUUUCGAUGUAUGUUUUACGGAAAAAGAAAUGGAUGUAACUUUGAUUUAAGGAUUCAGAGCUGAUUUGAAAAGGUCCUUAAGGUUAUGAAAUUAAAUUAUGCAACGGGUUAGUCCAAAUUUGAAAUGCUAGCUAGAGGGCACACUUUCUUUUCAGACAUUCUAUGGCUUCUUGAUUACUAAAACUUGUAAUGUUAAUGCACAGUUUGUAGCUCUUGAGAAGGUCCUGAAACUGAAUGUAUCUAAUGAUUUAUCA
Molecule: messenger RNA, 1574 nt
Organism: Populus trichocarpa (black cottonwood)
Lineage: Eukaryota; Viridiplantae; Streptophyta; Magnoliopsida; Malpighiales; Salicaceae
Exons: 2
Coding region: 132-1130 (332 amino acids)
Source: RefSeq, a predicted model, not a curated record